CUGGUUCUGACCAAUUCAUGAUACAUUUGGAAGAACUUCCUCCAGUUUUGAGAUGCUUCAGAGUUGCUGAGAGCAAGCAGAGACAGUAACCAGACAAUUUUUCAGGAUGUCUGAUCCAGCGACUCUGACGCAAACUAUCGUAACUGGAACCGAUUUUGCAAUUAAACAAGGCACAGGCAUAGCCAACUAUCUGAAGAGGAAACAUGGUUAUGUGAAAGAUAUUGAACAGAAUUAUGCCAAACUUGAGGAUGAAUAUGACACACUUUGCGCUCGAGAGAAAUUUACAGAAGACAAACUGGAGAGAUGUGAAGCAGAAGCAGAUGAGACAAAGGAAUGCGAAAUCUGGCGGGGAAAAGUGAAAGAGAUGAAAGUUGAAGUCGAAAAAUUGAAGACUGCGUAUGGAGAUCGUCCUUGUGGACCUAGACACUAUCUUUAUCUCAUGAAACUUGGUAGACGAAUUGUGAAAAUGACAGAGGAGGUAGCAUAUCUGACGAACGCCAGGGAAAAAAUGCUUAGUAUGAUGAUUCAGAAGCCGCCACCUCUACGUAUCAGCAAUCCCACCAAGGAAAAUAUUAAAUUAGCAUCAGUUGAAAAAAAUGUAAAAAAGCUACAAGAGUAUUUGAGAAAUGAAAAGAUCAAAACAAUUUGCGUAUGGGGACCAGUAGGAGUUGGGAAAAGUAGGGUAAUGGAUCGUCUGCAUCAAGAAAUUAAGGUACCUGAAGACUUUCAUAUAGUUUUUAAGGUUGCAGUAGGCAAAGGAAAUGAUGAAGAACGCAUACAAAAACAACUUCUGAAGCGGUUGAAGAUAAAUCAGGAAAAUUUAAGUGCUGAAGAAAGACGAAGCAAGAUUAAUGAAAAGCUGAAGAAAUGCCCGAGCUAUUUAUUGUUACUCGAUGAUGUUUUUUCAAAAAUUAAUUUGGAAGAAAUAGGCAUUACUGAUGAACAUCAAGGAAAGGUAGUCUUUGCAACCAGGUAUAGAGUAUUUUGUCAAGGAAGGGAUGAAGAGCUAGAAGUGGACAGAUUGUCAGACACGGAUGCUAGAAAGAUGUUUUGGGAAAUUGUGGGUCUGGGUUUCAGGGAUAAUCCAGAUAUCGUGGGAGAAGCAGAAUUGAUUAUCAAGUUCUGCAGUGGCAUGCCGUACUUGAUAGAGUUGAUAGGAAAGCACUUGAGUAAUAGAAUGAGUAUUGAAGAAAAAAUUCAAGAAGAAAAUGCAAACAUUGCAGCAAUAUGGCGGAAGACAUGGGAUGGUUUAACAUCACCAACUGGGGAACCGAGGCAAAAUUUGGAAAUAGUUUACAGGACCCUUAGACUUGAAAUUGAAAGGCUAUCACGAAAGGAUAGGUCUUGCUUUCUAUAUUUGGCAAUUUUUCCCGCUGGCAGUGAACUUCAUCGGGAUUAUAUAAUUGAGUGUUGGAGAGCAGAACAGUUUUUAAAUGGCUUCCCAAAGCUUAGGGAUGCACGUGAUGAUGGGAAUGAUAAGUUGCUUGAAUUGGUCGGCAAUUCUCUGUUGAAAAAGGGAAAGGUGGUAGGACUAUAUACGAUGUUCGAGUUUUAUCAACGACUGGCAUUUCGAUUUGCCGAAGAUGAGAACAUUUAUAUGCCAGAGAUAGGUAGAGAAAUAAAAUGGGAAGUUGCAACUAGGAUCUCAAUGAUUGGCAAUUCAUGCUUUCUCCCUUUACCGAAGGAGCCAAAGUCUGAAAGAAUCUUAACAUUGUUACUUCACGAAAUCAAUUGCUUGUCACAAUUUCCAACAUCAUUCUUUCAGCGUAUGUCUUUGCUUCAACUUCUUGACUUGUAUAAAACGAAGAUCCAAACUCUUCCGUCAUCUAUUUCUUGCUUGAAAAAUCUCAAAGCAAUGUUCCUAAAGAAUUGUGAUCAAUUAAUAGAGCUCUGUGCUGAGGUAGGAGAUCUUCGUACUCUCGAAAUUCUUGACAUACGUCAUACUGGAAUUUAUAACCUGCCUUCAGUAAUAAAACACUUGAUUUCUCUCAAGUGUCUGAGAGUUUCAAUUAGAAAAAAUAUUGGGAACCAAAACCAUGUUAAUGGUGAGGGACCAAGGGAGAUGAUUUCUUCUAAUGUAUUUGACAAGCUUCAUUCAUUGGAAGAGUUGGGAAUUGUUGUGGAUCCAACUGAUGAAAGAUGGGAUCAAAAUGUUGUUAUAAGUAUUGUCGAGCAAGUUUCCACACUUGAGGAAUUGACUAAUCUUUGUUUCUACUUUCCUACCUUGGAUUGCUUCAAGACAUUUAUUAGUAACAGUAAAUCGUUUAACGGGAACGAUAAGUGGAAAGGUGGACUCAGAUCAUUCAGCAUCACUGUUGGUCCUCAACAAGGAAAUUCUCUACCUGAAUUUGAUGUCUCCAAAUGGUCAACUCAAAAGCGUUUGAGAUUUUCUGCAGGUGAUGACUUCCCUGAGGCUAUUUUAAAGAUAUUGAAGCAAGCACAUGCUUUUGAGCUAAUUGAUCAUACAGCUCCAAACUUAUCAGUCGUUGACGGUGGUGAUCUACAAUUCCUUAAAGAUUGUACAAUUGAAGAUUGUGGUAACAUGACAAGUAUUAUUGAUGGUGAGCAUACCAGAGGUGACGCUUUUAAAAGCUUAAAUAAGUUGCAUAUUGACGGCCUUCCAAAAUUGGAGCACAUUUGGAAAGGUGCAAUAGAAUCACAGCAUAGUCUUAUCAUGCUCAAAAUUUUAACGCUAAAAGGAUGCCACAGCCUAAAAGUUUUGUUCUCAGGGGUUACGGUUCUGCGACUUAACCAGUUAAAGCAUAUUAAAAUUGAGGACUGCAAAGUCAUUGAACAAAUUAUCCAGGAUGGAAGUAUUGUUGAUUUAGGGGCCUUUCCUAAAUUGGAGGAGUUUGAACUCAUUGAUCUGCCCUCAUUGUCCAACAUUAGCAAAGUUGUGUCCAUGAAAUGGGAUUCUUUGGAGACAUUGAUGAUUAAUAAAUGUGCGGAGCUUAAAAGUUUCCCAUCUACUUUCAAAGAGGCAAAGAAAUUGAGAUCGAUCUAUUGCACUCAAGAUCUGUGGAACCAAUUGGUUUGGCCGGCAGAUAACGAUGCUACAAAAAAUCGUUUUCUAAAUCUGCAACAACCGAUUCAACCCUGAUGAGGCGUGGAUUUGCGGAUGGUAAUAGGGUUGUGCUAUUCCACUUGAAUGAAUCCUUUUCAAGGCCAUGCUGCAGGAUGUCAAUUUUCACCUUUUUGUGUGUGUGUGUGUGUGUGUGGAUAUUGCCAAGUUUAUGAAUUUCCUCUCUGGAGUUCUGCCGAUUGUUGAUGAAGUUGGCUUCUUUAAUUUCUUUCUGAGGUCCGAGUUUGAUUCAGGGUAAAGAGUUGUAUUAUUAUCUAUGACUUUUUCAAGAUACAAAAAAUCGUUAAUAUCAAGAUCCAGGUCGAACCCAUAUAAGGCAUGGAUUUCCGGGUGGUGAAAUGGUACUAUUCAUCUAAGUGAAUCUUUUUCAGGGCCUGUUGCAGGAUGUCAAUGCCAAGUUUACGAGUUUCCUUUUCGGAGUUCUGCUGAUUGUUUGAUGAAGCUGGCAAGCAAAUUGUGUUCUUUAAUUUCCUUCUAAGAUUCUUGUAUGAUUUAGAGUAAGAGUUGUAUUGUUAUCUGUGACUUUUGGGAAGUACAUUUCUCCAGAUGGCACUGCUUCCACCCAGUUGUCCUUGAAAUCACAAGCAUUUGCCACCAUCUACCCCCACCUCUACUCCAGUAAGAUUAACAAAUCUAAACCUCGUCAUGCUUUCUUCACCAACUCGGCGGCUGACCUGCCUCUGCUUGGUUAUAAUUGGUCAGAUAAUGUUUUAUCCUCAUCUUGGAUUCCAGCUUAGCUUUACUGGUACUUUCCUGAGACAUCCACCGCCAUCGAUUAAAAAAAGCCUAAUUGCUCUUCCCUCUACAUCCUCGCCACAGAACAUCAGACUUGCGUGAUCUGCAAUGUUUCCCGAUAUUUUCUAUGUUUGAAUUCAGGGUUACCACUGCAAAAAUCACAACAUUAAAGAGCUUGUCUUGGCUCGACCUGCUACUUGCUUCGCUGGCAUUGUCUUGCCAAUGUCACCCAUUCUGCAAUCCUCAAUCGUGUUGACAGAACCAACCGUUAAUUUCUGGUAUAAGUAAGCCAUAUAUGUUGGAUCUAACAGAAUUCUAUCGAGCACUCCUCUCCGCAGUUCAGUAACAUCCUUCAGCUGCCUCAAAUGGCGACACAAUCCAAUCAAACAUCGCUCAUCUACUUUCUGGUCAAAGUCUUUCAAUGUCAUUCUUGCAUCAUCCAGAAGCUCCUCAACACCAGUCACCCACUUCAAAACAUCCUUGUAAAUCGCGUCUCAGUCCAUUUCUUCUGGCACAACACGUCAUUGUUGAUCCGUGCUCGGUCAUUUAUCAGAUUCUCAACUUCAAUUUAAAGAGUAUCAAAGUAUAUCACGUAGUUGCGAGAGAUGAUGGAUUUUGGCUUGAUGUGAUCAAGCUAGAAAUCUCCUCUGUAUUGGUAUGGGAGGAAAUUUCAUGAACGUCUUCCGAAACAUCUCU
Molecule: messenger RNA, 4513 nt
Organism: Pistacia vera
Lineage: Eukaryota; Viridiplantae; Streptophyta; Magnoliopsida; Sapindales; Anacardiaceae
Product: disease resistance protein At4g27190-like
Exons: 5
Coding region: 107-3100 (997 amino acids)
Molecular function (GO): ADP binding
Source: RefSeq, a predicted model, not a curated record